AUGGCAGCCAGGCUCACCCCGUGCGGCUACUUCCUCGUCGCCACCGUCGCCCUCGCCGCCCUGCUCAUCGCCGUCGGCCACAGCUUGAAGGGCCAAAGCACGCCGAACGGCGAGCUUCCAUUCUGGUUCGAGGUCACCACCUGUGCGCUUGAGCAAGCUACCGGCGCCGCGGUGGGAGGCCGGAAGUUUAACGUGUACUCGAUCGAUGGGGGAGGCGAGUGCGGUGGCGAUGGCGAUCAGCGAAUGACGCUCACCGCCAAGGACGGGCUUCGUGCCGGCGGUCUAUACUUUCCGGUCAUCUUACUCCAAUCCGAGUCGUACGCGACUCUCGCCUACUCCAUCGUCGACGGCGACGGGAAGGUGGUCACGCCGACGACACUGCUCGAACUGGGCCCGCAGCAUCUGGAGGGCGGCAGCUUCUCCGGCAGGACAGACUACCCGUGGCGAUACUCCAGCUGGCCGCCCGCCGCACCACCGGCUGCCCGCAAGCUGGCAGAGGGGCGCGAGGAGAGCGUGGAGGAGGAGGCUGGCUCUGCGCAAAGGGCGGGGGCGGCGGACCUCUGGCUUGACUUGAGCGGCUGGGAGGAGGAGGAGGUGGAGAAUUCGGCGCAGGGGAAGACGGAGGAGGAGGAGGGGGUGGUGGCGGGGGAGGAGGAGGCGGAGGCGAGGACGGAGGAGGCGGCACGCCGCGCCUUGUCGGCCUCGCGCCGCCGCGGAGGAGGGGGAGGCUUCAGCCGGGGCAGCAGCUUCAGCCGGGGCGGCUCGUCCUCUUCGUGGGGCUUCUCGCGCGGCUCUUCCACCUCCUCCCGCCCCUCCACCUCCUCCUCCCGCCCCUCUUCCACCUCCUCCCGCCCCUCCACCUCCUCCUCCCGCCCCUCCUCCACCUCCCGCUCCCGCACCUCCUCCUCCUCCUCCUCCCGCUUCUCGGCCUCCUCCGCGUCCUCCUCCCGCUUCUCGGCCUCCUCCGCGUCCACCUCCUUCAACACCGCCCGCCGCCGCUCCGCCGCCGGCUCCGGCACCACCUCCUACUCUUCCCCCUCGACUCGCAGCUACUACUCCGCCGGAGCCGUCUACGGGGGAAGGAGCUCGUCCGCCGGCGCCGGCCGGUGGGGCCAGGCCACUCCCGCCUACUCCGGGCGAGGGUACGGCUACGGCGGCUACUACGGCUACGGGGGCCUCUACUCCCACAGCCCGCUCGGCCUGUACUACUCGCCCUUCCUCGGGUACGGCUACUACGGGCUCGGCUACCCUUACCUCUGGGGGCCGGCGGCACUCUACUACGGCAGCGCGCUCCACGUCGUGCGUCGGCGCCAGUACGCAUGCCACUGCUCGUGCGGCGGCGCGGCGGGCGGCGGGUCGGACGAGGGCUGCGAGGCGCGCGAGCACGAGACGGCGACGCUGGCUUCGGACCAGGACCGCCGCGGAGAUGCCGCCGAGAUGCCGCCGAGAUGCCGCCGAGAUGCAAGCCGCACCUCGGGAGCGUGCGGGUGCGAGGGGGUCGGUCCCUUGCUUCACCAGCGGGCUGGUUGGCUGCAGGACCGGUACGAGCUCGCGCCGGAGGACGACGAGCGGAAGGGCGGAGGCGCCGCCCGAGAUCUCACAGAGGGCUGCCCGAGAGGCGGCUUCCCGCUCUACCUGGUCGUGCACAACGCCACCGCCUGGGUCGACGUCACCGCCACGACGCAAGCCGCGCCGCCGCCCCUCUUCCUCACCCUCUGCACCAGCGACGGCGACGAGUACGGCGCGAGCGGUGGCGCGCUCUCCUCGUUCGGGUACGCCCUCCUCGCCGCGGGCUGCUGCGGGCUGCUGCUGCUCGCGUGCCGGCGAGGCUCCCUCUGCGAGAGCGGCGCACAGCCGAGGCGAGGGCCCGAGCUGGAGAUGCAGACCGCGCAGCACGGGUGGCCGAGUGCGACCGCCGCGUACCCCGGCGCCGCGCACCCGGGCGCCGCGGCCUAUCCCGGCUCCACGCCCGUCGCCCAAGUUCUGCAGUACAAGCCGCGCUUUCAGAAGCUCUGA
Messenger RNA from Emiliania huxleyi CCMP1516, 2016 nucleotides. RefSeq lists its product as hypothetical. The coding region runs from base 1 to 2016 and encodes 671 amino acids. The transcript has 2 exons. NCBI's taxonomy places the organism in Eukaryota, Haptophyta, Isochrysidales, Noelaerhabdaceae. The record is from RefSeq and is a predicted model, not a curated record.